Messenger RNA from Ananas comosus (pineapple), 2269 nucleotides. Its product is annotated as LEAF RUST 10 DISEASE-RESISTANCE LOCUS RECEPTOR-LIKE PROTEIN KINASE-like 2.5. The coding region runs from base 72 to 2171 and encodes 699 amino acids. Gene Ontology annotation, biological process: protein phosphorylation. Gene Ontology annotation, molecular function: polysaccharide binding; protein kinase activity; ATP binding. The record is from RefSeq and is a predicted model, not a curated record. The transcript is spliced from 3 exons. Lineage: Eukaryota; Viridiplantae; Streptophyta; Magnoliopsida; Poales; Bromeliaceae.
UUCCACAAACUUCGCUUUUUCAUUAAUAAUUAAUAGAUCCUUGCCACCUAAAAGUCGAGAAAGAUGGAAAAAUGCAUUAUAAGAACAUCAAAUCUACAAGGGCAAAUAUGAGGAGGUCUAAUCGACCUGUAAUCACUCGUGAGGGAAACAAGAAGCAGCACUCGAUCAUGGUGGAAAGGCUCUCUCUUCUUCGACUGUUAUGCCUCCUCCUCCUCCUCCUCCUCCUCCUCACUUGUGUUGGCGUCGCAGAAGGCCGCAAGAAUCACGUCAGUUGUUCUUCGUCGUGCGGGCAUUUGCAUGAUAUCCACUAUCCUUUCCGUUUGAAGAGCGAUCUGCCGCAGUGUGGAUCCCCAGACUACGAGAUUCUCUGCGACGGCGGCAAACCUAUGCUGGAGCUGGGGACGGCAAAGUACUACGUAACCAACAUCUCAUACACGAACCAGACUAUCAGUGUGGUUGAUCCCGUGUUUGUAGAUGACAAGUAUUGCCUUCUUCCUAUCCAAUCUCCACCUGCUAAUUUAUCGCAUUUGUAUUUCAACGUCGGAGACAACGGGGCUCUCUUUGCGAACUGCACGAGGCCAAUCGACGACGACAUGUACCGGAGCGUGCCUUGCUUGAGCAGUAACAACACAUUUGUCUACGUAGUAGUUGAUACCGGGGAAUUCUCUGUGGAAUCUAUUGAGCCCUCAUGCGGAUUUCUGGCCUGGAUUCCUAUGCCCGUCGAUCAUGUCAUGAACCCGACCGCCACCGAUGUCUUUGAGCUCUUGAAAGAAGGAUUCACACUUUUGUGGGAUGUAGGCCCUGGAUCAAAAUUUGCCAUAAUAUUAACGGAUGUACGUGAAUGCUUAGAAAGAGCAAAAAGCAAGUUCGCGAAUUUGACCCACAGCGAAGGGCUUCUCUUCCUUCCAUACUUGUUGGUCAAAAGCGAGGCCAAUUUCUUAGACUGUAUGAACGAUAGUUUAAGCAGCAAUCAUUAUUUUCGCUAUGCGGUCGCUGUGGUUGUCGUAAUAGAGAUUGUGCAGCUUUUACUAGCAUUAUGGAUGUUAGGGAGGUUCGUUUUUGCACCAAUUUCACUUCUCAAUUUACUGGCUUAUAAGUUAUGGAUCAGUCAUGUGUCUAUUGACAUUGUAGAAAAGUUUCUCCGAGACCAGCAAAUGCUCUCAACUAUGAGAUAUUCCUACACUGAUAUUAUUGCAAUCACGGGCCACUUUCGAGAGAAGCUAGGACAAGGAGGAUUUGGGUCGGUCUUUAGAGGUACACUCUUAAGUGGCCAACAUGUUGCCAUCAAGAUGCUCGAAAAUUCUCAAUUCAAUGGAGAAGACUUCAUCAAUGAGGUCUCAACAAUUGGCAGGAUUCACCAUGUAAAUAUAGUACGGCUUAUUGGUUUUUGCUCAGAAGGAUCAAAGAGGGCACUUGUUUACGAGUACAUGCCUAAGGGAUCAUUGGACAAGUAUAUCUUCUCGGCAAGAGGAACUAGUAAUAGGCCCUUUUCCUGGGAUAAGCUCAAUGAAAUAGCACUUGGGGUGGCUCGGGGUAUCGAUUACUUGCAUCGAGGAUGUGACAUGCAGAUUCUACAUUUCGACAUCAAACCACAUAAUAUUCUCCUAAACCAACAUUUCAACCCCAAGGUUUCAGAUUUCGGACUCGCAAGGUUGUACCCAAAGGAUUAUAAUCUUCUUUCUAUUAGUGCAGCAAGAGGGACCAUUGGAUAUAUUGCUCCGGAAUUGGUAUCGAGGAACUUUGGGAUUGUAUCUGACAAAUCUGAUGUCUAUAGUUUUGGAAUGCUAUUAUUGGAGAUGGCGGGAGGCAGAAGGAAUGUGGAUCGAACGAUGGAAAAUACAAGCCAAGUUUACUAUCCUUCUUGGAUCUACGAUCAACUUUCACAGAACAAAGGGAUCAAUGAAAUAAAUAACAAUAUUGAGAUUCAUGAAAUAGAAAGAAAGUUAUGUAAAGUAGGGUUAUGGUGCAUUCAGAUGAAAUCGUCAAAUCGCCCUUCUAUGGACAAAGUUGUAGAGAUGUUGGAAGGGGAUACAGAUAACUUGCAAAUGCCAUCAAGGCCUUUCUUUGCAUCCUCAGAGCCGACCUCCGCAAGGCAGCCUUCCAUGCAAUCCACUUCAACAGAAUUAUCGAUCAUUUUUGAGCAAGAGGACUAUCCGAAUUCGGACAAAUAAGGGAUGUAAAAUUUGUUAGUUCAGUUACUCAAAGCUAAGUUGCUGUUGUGUGGAGCAACUCAAUUAUAUUCAAUGAUUUUUAGAGCAUUUCAUGGCAA